Ogataea philodendri is the source of this 384-nucleotide messenger RNA. RefSeq lists its product as uncharacterized. The transcript is spliced from 2 exons. The coding region runs from base 1 to 384 and encodes 127 amino acids. The record is from RefSeq and is a predicted model, not a curated record. Lineage: Eukaryota; Fungi; Ascomycota; Pichiomycetes; Pichiales; Pichiaceae.
AUGCUGGGAGUGAAAUCGAUCUUUUCCUGGUCCAAAGCGUUGAGAGUCUUGGAACGCUGUCUUGUGAUUUUAUCCGAGUCUGGCGACUCUGUGACCGGAUCGGAAUUGCCUGUAGACGACACCACUGAGCUGGAGGACUCCUGGCGCAAUUCGGGCUGUUCCAGAGAGGAGGAGUUUGAUUUCAACGACCGCAAGGGCGGCGCCGAGUUGGGCGUUGAUAUGGGCGAGUCUGCAAAAGAGCCCUCGGACGAUUUCAACGAGGGCGACGUGAACCGUUGCGGCAAGAGCCAUGACACGGGUCGUUCACGGGAACGGGCUCGCACAGACGGCUUGAUCUUAGACUUGAUCGACCCCCACGAGCUUUUCCGGGAAUGGUGCUCCUGA